AAUCUCGACCCCAAAGAAUAAAAAAUAAAAGGAGAUUUUCUCGCACAAUUUUCUCGACCUUUCCAUCGUUUUCUCUCUUGACUCGGUCGACGAAUAUCACCAACCCGUUCUUUCUCUAUCUCUCUUCUCUCUCUUUCUCUCUUCUUCAAUCGAAAUUGCUUCACCAAGAGGAAGAAACUUGCUGCGUUGUUCCAUUCCAAUUCGAACUAUUAAAAGAAUCUAGAUUUCCCCCAAAAUAAAAGGAGAUCUUAUUUUAUUUUUCGCGGCGAGGGUUCGGUUUGGUUUUUCCGUUGAUCGCGAUUCUACGUGGGUGAGGAAGGGUUUCUCUGAUUCCAAGUUCUCUAAUUGCUUUAUUCAAUUCGAUCCCACGGAUCAACAAAUCUUAUUAUCUCUGUCCCUUUUUAAUGUUUUAGGAUUUUAGGUUUUGGAAUUCUCUGAAAACCCUAGUUUUGAUCGAGGCAGAGCUUAAACAGAAAGGGGAGAAAGAAAAAAAACAAAAACAAAAAAUAAUACAAAAUUCCAUUAAUUCAUUCAUUCUUUUGUCACCAAUUCGUUGUUAAUACGUCUCAUCUAGCUUUUCCAGUUUCGUAGGGUUCCUUUACUUUCUAAACCAAGGAAGCUCUGAAAAUUUCGGUGCCCAGUAUUUUUUUGUUGUCAUCUGAAAUCAAGAGUUUCCUUUUUCUCGAUAGAUCCAUCUUCUUCGUUUGUUUCUUAAUUUCUCUUACCAAUUCCAAAAAAAAAAAAACCAUAGUUUUUUUUCGGAUCUGAUCUUAGGAGGGGUUCACUUUUUUAGGGAUUUCUGUACAAAAGGGAUUUUAGGUUUUCUUUAAGUGUAUGUGUACAUAGAGAUUAAUAAUAGGAAUGGCCUUAAAUUUUUCGCAUAGACACUUUUCUUCCCAUCUAUCUGAGGAAAGCAAGGUUUCACCAAUGAAGAUAGCCAAUGGGUAUCUUGUUGAAGGGAAAGGUGAUUAUUUUUCCCAGCCUUGGUGUUCAAGUAUCGAGAAAGGUGAUUGCUUUGACUGUGGAAGGAGCACCGGAGACUCGGCUUCUUCUUCCGACAUACUUGACGUUUUGCCGUCUGAUCCGUUUGGCAUGGACAUCAACAACACUUUCACCGCCAUUACUGGAUGGCUCGAGGAUUUGGAGGUCGACUAUAGCCAAUACGGAAGAGACGAGAUUGGGAUCGGCGAUGGAAGCCACCAGCAGCUGUUUGCUGGGUUGAGUUUCAUCUGGAACAACGCGAUGCGGUUUCAGGAGUACCCUGAGAGCUGCGUGUACAAUAACGGGUCGGGUUCGUUACACGAUGGGUCUUGCCACGGUGCCUUUAUAUCUGCUAGUAGUGUGGAUAAGGUGUUGAGCGUAGAGGACGCGAGGAAUAACGGUGGUGAAGUUGGAGAAAGCAGCAGUGAUCGCUGCAUCAAUGGAGAUGGUGGAGGAGAGAACGGUAAUGUUCAUCCUGCGUUUGGUUUUUGUCUCUAUCACUUGGGAGUGAAGGAUCUUCUUUCGGUCAGUAUGGUUUGCAAGUCUCUGCACACCAUCGUCCGUGAUGACUCGUUACUGUGGAAGCAUAUCCACAUUUGUCAACCGUUGAACGAGAAGAUAACCGAUGAGGCUCUGCUGCAUUUAACCGAGAGGGCUCAAGGUACUAUGCAGUGUUUGAGGCUCGUGGAUUGUCCGAGGAUUACAGAUGACUGUCUUAAACGAGUGUUGGAGCACAACCCACAAGUAGUUAAGCUUGGGGUGCCUGGAUGCACAAGGAUCACGAUCGAUGGUAUAUUGAGCAUCUUGAAGGAUCUGAAGUCUGUAGGGAAGCUUCAAGUGAAGCAUUUGGAGAUUGGUGGUCUCUUUGGAGUGACGAGAGAUCACUACGAUGAACUGUUCGAGUUGUUGGAUGCAGGCGAUAACAAGAGCUCGGAGCAGCAGCAGUGUGUUCAGAAGCCGCGGUUUUACCACAGAGGAGAGACGUGCGUGUCGUGCGACGAUGACAGGGUGCUUGAUGUUGAGAUGUGCCCGAAAUGUCAGAACUCGAGGCUUGUGUACGACUGUCCGGCGGAGGAUUGUAGAGGGAAAGGGGAGGAAGGUUCAGAGGAGUGUCGGGCUUGUUCACUCUGCAUACAGAGGUGUUUUCAGUGUGGUCGCUGCAUCAAUGACAGCGAGUACGAGGAAACCUUUUGUCUCGAGUUUCUGUGUUCUGAUUGUUCGAAGCCUUCUCCUAAGUUACCUCUCUAGGUGGGGAAGGGAUCAGCUCUGAUCCCACCUGCUUAAAGAAUAUUGUAUGUUUUUUUUUUUUUUUUUUGUAAUGUUUAUGACCCUAUUAACAUUUUUUAGUUGACUACACAAUGAAAAAAUAAAAAAACAUGAAAAAUAAAAUAUAAUUAAAUUGAGUAAUUGAUUUUGUAUUGGUUUUGGACUCAUU
Thlaspi arvense is the source of this 2416-nucleotide messenger RNA. NCBI's taxonomy places the organism in Eukaryota, Viridiplantae, Streptophyta, Magnoliopsida, Brassicales, Brassicaceae. The record is from the annotation of a GenBank genome assembly.